This is a messenger RNA of Lymnaea stagnalis (great pond snail), 23430 nucleotides long. The record is from the annotation of a GenBank genome assembly. Lineage: Eukaryota; Metazoa; Mollusca; Gastropoda; Lymnaeidae.
GGAAAAACAGCAGCCACAUACAGGUGGUAGGGUCCGGGACGUUGGUCAUCUCCAAGGUCAAUGAGGUGGACUCUGGUGUCUACACUUGUAGGGCGGUCAACUCUGAUGACUCGGUGGAUGCUGACGCCACACUCAAAGUAUUGGGUGAGCAAUGUCUUGUGUUGAGCAAUGUCUUGUGUUGAACAAUGUCUUGUGUUGAGCAAUGUCUUGUGUUGGGGUGAGAUUUGACCCUCCAAACUCCCCUCUCUGACACACCGACGUCAUAAUUAAUGGGCGUCUUGUUUGUUCCGGUGUUUACACAAACUUUUUUAACAAACAUUACCCCACUUACACAUUCCUGUUUUAAUACUGUUUGGGCCGAGGUCAGUCCCUGCAGCCUAAUAAAAAAGAAAAUCUCACCUUUGUUUUUUAAUACUUCUAAUGGUGAAAUGACUCAUUAAAUUAUUCUGUCUCAACAGGUUUUCAGAGGUGUGUCAUAAUAAAUGAAGGCUAUUAGAGUUUAAAUGGUCGUACCCAUAUUAAAAUUAAUAUUAUCUAGUAAUAGUAAUAAUAAUAAUUUGGAUGCAGCUAAUCAAUAUGGCAGAAGAUAUUUUUUUCCAGCUCACUCAUCUUAAUCUAGAUAUCACUACAAUAUUGUUCUUUUUUUUAUCAUAUUAAAAUGUUUCUAUCAACAGUCCCGCCCAGCUUUAUGCAAAUACCUAAAAGCACAUACGCCCACAAACAUUCCGACGUGAACUUUGACUGCGAGGCCUACGGCAUCCCUCGCCCAGCGAUCUACUGGAUGAAGAACGGGGAGCUCCUCAAACCAAGCGACUACUUCCAGGUCUCGCCAGAAGGCAGCUUGAGAAUCCUCGGCCUGGUCGACUCGGACCAGGGAAUAUACCAGUGCUUUGCCGAGAACGAGCUGGGAGAAAUACAGGCGGCGGCGCAGCUUCUGGUCGUCAACGAAGGUGGGUGCGCUUGAUGUGACGGGGUUCUUUGUUUGCAACCUACAGCCGUGGUAGAAUCUUAGUGCAGAAAAGUGAUGUUAAUGUUGUUGUUUUAGUAGGAAAGUAGACUAGUUAAUUGGAUGAUAAAACUUGACUAGGACAGCACCAAGGGUUAGAUAUGAGGUUUGAAGAUUCGUUAUUACAGUUAUUCAUUAACGUGUGGCAAAACAAAGGUUAAGUCAUUUGAAGGAAUAAAAAAAGUUUGAAACUAGUUUUAUAACAAAAAACUGAAGUUUCUACAGUAUUCUUAAAUGUUUAAAUAAAAUUACUUUAUCUCAAUAGUAAGGAACAAUGUCCCUUUUUGGCAGUGCGCUCACAUGAGAUAUGUGUUGAACCAGCACUUCCACAAAAAAUUUAACAUAAUCUUGAUUAAUGAUGAUUAUUAAUUUCAUUAAUUUUUUUAAUCAUUAUUGUUAUUAUUAUUAGUGCACAGCCUAGGGCUGGGCUCACCGCGCUGUACAUAAAAAUAUUAGCAAAAGAGACAUAAUCUUGACAUUAAAAUAACAUACAUUUAUGUAACAAAGAACAGCUGUAUAAGAGCAAAACAAAAACAAAUGUAUAUUCAACCCACCCACCCCAGAACUUUUACAUCCAACCUGUAAAGUGUAAAAAAAAAGGGGUUUUUUUUGAUUUUUUUUAAAGUACAGUUAUAUUGGUUCAAACCAAAGUACAGUUAUAUUGGUGCAAACCAAAGUACAGUUAUAGUGGUGCAAACCAAAGUACAGUUAUAGUGGUUCAAACCAAAGUACAGUUAUAUUGGUGCAAACCAAAGUACAGUUAUAGUGGUUCAAACCAAAGUACAGUUAUAUUGGUUCAAACCAAAGUACAGUUAUAUUGGUUCAAACCAAAGUACAGUUAUAUUGGUUCAAACCAAAGUACAGUUAUAGUGGUUCAAACCAAAGCACAGUUAUAUUGGUUCAAACCAAAGUACAGUUAUAUUGGUAAAGUACAGUUAUAUUGGUGCAAACCAAAGCACAGUUAAAUUGGUUCAAACCAAAGUACAUUUAUAGUGGUUCAAACCAAAGUACAGUUAUAUUGGUUCAAACCAAAGUACAGUUAUAUAGGCAAAGUACAGUUAUAUUGGUGCAAACCAAAGUACAGUUAUAUUGGUUCAAAGUACAGUUAUAUUGGUGCAAACCAAAGUACAGUUAUAUUGGUUCAAACCAAAGUACAGUUAUAAUGGUGCAAACCAAAGUACAGUUAUAGUGGUUCAAACCAAAGUACAGUUAUAUUGGUGCAAACCAAAGUACAGUUAUAGUGGUUCAAACCAAAGUACAGUUAUAUUGGUUCAAACCAAAGUACAGUUAUAUUGGUUCAAACCAAAGUACAGUUAUAGUGGUUCAAACCAAAGCACAGUUAUAUUGGUUCAAACCAAAGUACAGUUAUAUUGGUAAAGUACAGUUAUAGUGGUUCAAACCAAAGUACAGUUAUAUUGGUUCAAACCAAAGUACAGUUAUAUUGGUUCAAACCAAAGUACAGUUAUAGUGGUUCAAACCAAAGUACAGUUAUAUUGGUUCAAACCAAAGUACAGUUAUAUAGGCAAAGUACAGUUAUAUUGGUGCAAACCAAAGUACAGUUAUAUUGGUGCAAACCAAAGCACAGUUAAAUUGGUUCAAACCAAAGUACAGUUAAAUUGGUUCAAACCAAAGUACAGUUAAAUUGGUUUAAACCAGAGUACAGUUAUAUUGGUUCAAACCAAAGUACAGUUAUAUUGGUUCAAACCAAAGUACAGUUAUAUUGGUGCAAACCAAAGCACAGUUAAAUUGGUUCAAACCAAUGUACAGUUAUAUUGAUUCAAACCAAAGUACAGUUAUAUUGGUUUAAACCAAAGUACAGUUAAAUUGGUUUAAACCAGAGUACAGUUAUAUUGGUUCAAACCAAAGUACAGUUGUAUUGGUUCAAACCAUGACUGUGCAAAGAUUAUGCUUAAAAAAACAACCUUGCUAACCGGAAGUCUCCAUGUCACUUGAUCAUGUUUUUGGUCUAACGAGCUUUCUGGCUAGUGGACAGAUGCCCGUGAUAAAGUCUGUGGACCCUAUCUGACCUAUCUCUUAGCUGAAACUUCAGUUUUUAUAACGCAACAACUAUUCUUCUAGAACUCACAAUAAAAAACUCACUGUUACAGUAAAGCUGCUAACAUUUCAAUCUCAUGUAUAGAUUAGAUUAAAAAGCCUUUAGAGAAAAGUGUUAAAGUUUUAAUUCCCUACCAGAUCAAAAUAAUUUGUUAAAAAGAUCCCCCUUCCCCCCUUUUUCCUUUUUGUGUGUGUUUUAUUUAUUUAUUUCAGUUUAUAUAAAUCUUUAAAUGCUUUUUCUUUGGGGCAUGAUCCAUUUCAUUUGUGUUUGGUGUUAGAUUUGUGCCUCACCAACAAAUUUAUCAGUUCUCAAGCUAUGAUCUUUGUGGUCUAUUUAUGUGGUGUGAUUUUUUAAAUUGGUUUUUCGCAUGAUGGUACCAAACAUUGAACACACAGCAGGGCUCUUUUGUUCUGUUAAAAAAGUCUAUGUUGGGGAAACUAUUUUUUUAAUUUGGCAUUAAAAUUAGUAAACAACUGAUGUGUUGUACAUGUUAGUAAAUUAAUGGGAGAAAUAGGGCAAGCAGUCUCGGGGUGGUCAUAAUUAUUUGUAACCAUAAACACAUUUAGGGGUAAAAAUACAAACUUAAUGUUUCAGUAACCCCCCCCCCCGAUUCAAAGAACACCCCACCCCCCCACACACACACACCUUUUUUAAAAGUAUCCCAGUCUCAUCAUUGUGACACCAUAGUUUUAAAAUAACGUCCAUGUCAUUUGAAAGGGUUGUGGGGAGGCAGGGGUACAUUGGCGCCAUCAUCUUUGACUGCCCAGUUUGCCCUAAUAGGGUUGUAAAGCCAUUGCUUCUAAAUGUGUGACUUAAAGCUUUACCACUAAUAAAUGGCAGUCAACUUUAAAAGUUGCAUUACUGUUAUGGCACUGUUCUUAUUUUGCGAAACAUCUUGAUCAUUUCAUUUCCAUAUUUGUUGAUGUGAUUAAAUACUUUUGAUGACAAAAGCAUGUGCUAUAUAGACAUUUUGUGUUAUUGACUGACAUGAAUUUUGUUGGGUUUUUCCCUAAUUUCAGUUGCUUUAUGAAUUUUUUUUUUCUUCUUUUUUUUUUUUUAUUUUUUCUGUUUCUUUUUUUUUGGGUUUUUCCCUAAUUUCAGUUGCUUUAUGAAUUUUUUUUUUCUUCUUUUUUUUUUUUUCGUUUCUGUUUCCCCACCCAACUCCUAUGGUCCAACUCCUAUUUAUUGUUAAAUACCCCUUUACCAUUUGUUUAAAUUCUACCUUGCACCUGUUCUGUGUUCACACCAAAAAUUUAAAAACAAAAAUUAUUUAAAAACCACAUUUUUUAAACAAAACUUCCGAUAAAUUUGUUUAAAAUAUGUAAUUGAUGCCAUCUCUUUGGGUUUUUUCAAUGAACUUUCUUGUUCCCAACCCAUUGUGUACUGUUAAUCAAUCACUCUGCAUUCAAUUCACCGCUGCAUUAUGGCGCACCCUGGUACCACCUUACAAUAAUAAUACGCUUGUUGUGUGUGUGUGCUUCUCAUUUUCACUGUUAACCACAUCAAUCAACGUUGUUGAUUUUUAACCAUUUAAUUUCAAUGUCAUUUUUUAAAAAUGUUUUUGUUUAAAUUUUUAACAAAAAUUAAUUACCUGUUUAAUUUUAACAAAUAUUUUAAAUGGCCUUUUAAAAAAAAAAUCAAUUUACUUUUUUUCUUCAUUUAUUUAAAUUGAUGGAUCAAUUUGCUUGAAAUAAAAUAAAUGAAUCUUUAAAUUAACUUUUCACUGCACACUUGCACACACAAUACUUGGAUUUAUUUUUUUUAAAAUUUCAUACUUCCUUUUUUAAUUCCUUUAUAACAAUAUUUUUUUUAAAAACGUAAUGAAUAUCUACCAUAAAAAUAAAAUAAAUGAAUCUUUAAAUUAACUUUUCACUGCACACUUGCACACACAAUACUUGGAUUUAUUUUUUUUAAAUUUCAUACUUCCUUUUUUAAUUCCUUUAUAACAAUAAUUUUUAAAACGCAAUGAAUAUCUACCAUAAAAAUUUAAAAAAAAAACACAAUGUUUUCUAAAAUGUCAAAACAUUUGUUGGCAAUGUUAAAACAUUUGUUGGCAAUGUUAAAAACACCCAGCCCUUCCGCUCCCCUCCACCGCCUACUCCCACCCCUAUGCCUUGCCAGCAGGUGCCCUGUACUCGGAGUCUCACUCCAAGGCGCCGGUGCCCACGAACCUCCGGACAGCGCUGGUCUCCAUACGUUUUGUCACCAUUACCUGGGAUCUCCCCAACGUGCCGGCAGCCAAGGACAUUACGUCUUUUUCUGUGUUUUGGAGAGAAGUUGGUUCAGAGAGGUGAGUUGAAAGAGAUGCUUGCCAUUUUUGGUGGCUUCUUUAGCAUUUAUUAAUGUUUGCUGAAUAAAUUUGGAUUAGAAAUGGUGUUUCUAAAUCAAUCUAUGACAUUAAAAAAACAACAGUACAUCAGAAUAAUAAAUAUAGAGCUACUUUUUGGUGUAAGUUGAUAUUUAUUUAUUUUUUUAAAGAGUUUACCCUAGACUUUCGCACAACACUUUAUAAAACUAAUGUAAUUUAUUGAAUAGUAAAAAAAAAAAUUUAAGCAAAAAGUAUAUUCAGAAUACAUGAGUAAUGAAAAUCUAAUAUUUGAAGUUACAUGCUUGCAUAAUGUUCACAGAUAUUAUAAAGAUGUGCAGCUCUAAAUUGGGCUUAGGAAAAAAAUCAACCCUGUGGUUCAGGGAAAAAAAAUCAUCUUGAUCUGUAUAAUUCUCUGGUUCAAUGUUAUAUACACAUAACAGUUCCCUCUGCCAUUUCAUUUUUUAAAAUAAUGUUUAUACUUUACAACCUUAUUCCAGACCUGUUUGCUCUUACAAUUUGGCGUACAAUGUACGAUUUUGAGGUGUAUACAUUAUAUUCAUUAUAUAAACUUUAUUUUUAUUUUUUUGCUAUUAAGAUAAUGUAUUGAAUGAUUUUUGUGAUUAUAUUGUAUGGUUUUAAGAGUUUGAGGGUAAACAGGUCUGUUAUACCACAGUAACCUGCUUCAAUGACCCCUCCUUCUUUCUCUCCCCUCUGCCCUCCCCUUUUUCCUGAAUAUUGCAUUUCUAACAACGAGAUUGUUAUAAGAACUCUGUGUGUGUUUUCAGAGAACGUGUCAGCAACACCACAUUACGGGAGUUCAACAUUCAAGGUCUGAAGCCAAGGACAGAGUAUGAGAUUCGUGUACGCGCGUACAACAACCAGGGUCCCAGCCAGAGGGAGGCCAAGAUAAAUGUAGUCACGGGAGAAGAUGGUAGUCUAUGUUUUAAAUAAUGAAGAGUUUAAUUUAACUUUGGAAGAUUUUUGUUUACAUUUCAGUUUAAAUCUAAGGUUGUGUCUGUACUAUAGGCAAGGGUAUUUAAUCAUUAACACUGUCUAUAAGAAUCUUUUUUUUAUUUUUAAAUCUUUAUUUUUCGCACAUAUUGAGCACAGCAUUACAGCCUUACAUACAUACCUAGAGAAUUAUCAUUUGUGAUUGAACGAAGAAAAUAUUUAUUCUUAUUAUUAAUUAUUGGUUUGUUAACUAAGAAUAGAGGUUUUUAUAAAUAAUUAAUUAUUGGUUUUUAUACUCAUAAUAUAAGCAUUCAUAUAAUUAAUUAUUGGUAGUGUACUCAGAAGAUAGGUUUCCUUAUAAUGAACUAAUGCUUAAUGAUUUAAUGAACCAUCAUUGGUGGUAUUGUAUAAAACUAACACCUGGUUUCUGUGCAGUGCUGGUGCCCAGCCCGCCAACCAACCUGCAAGCCACAACACUCUCAUCUACCAGUAUCAUGGUGAAGUGGGAUCCACCCCUGGAACCCAAAGGGACAGUCAGGUCUUACACUCUCAUUUCUUACAAGGUAAAUGUGUAAGUUUAACACAAGAUAACUAUUAAUGCAAGAUAAUUGUUAAAAAUUUGUGCAUGUUUGAUUUUACAUAAUUGUACACUUGUAACUUUUGUUGAUUAUUAAUUCUUAAUUUUAGGUAAUUUGAUAUAGAAUAUUCAUUACAAAGUCAUGGAACUGAAUAGUUGUAACUCAAUACACCUAUUUUAUUUGUUACUCAAUACACCUAAUUUAGUUGUUAUUCAAUACACCUAUUUUUAGUUGUAGCUUAUUAAACUUAGCAUUAGUUGUCCCCCAUUGCACCUCUAUGCAACCUGACCACUCAUAUAAACUACAUUGGUUGAAACCCAAUACACCGACAUGCAAACCUGUUUACUCUUACAAUUUUGGUGCACAAUGUACAAUUUUGGUGCACAAUGUACAAUUUUGAGAUGUCCUUUAGGAUUAUACAUCAAGACCUGUGAGAACUACGAUUUUAAGAGACCGUGCUGAAAGUAUUAAGUCCACUGAAAUAUGACAGCCACGUUUUCAUAAUGAAGUGGUCCUAUUGUUGCUUUUUUGUUUUCCAUAAUGAACUCGCUAGACAUGUCAACAGUAAUGUUAGAGUAAUAGCCCCAAUGACACUUUUAGUCAAUUCUCACUUUUGUCUGCUUUGGUGCUUUAUGACUAAACUCUAUGACAUAAUGCUCUACCAGAUCACCCAAAAAUGCAUUGAUAUCUAUAGCAGAUACAUGUAUGCAAAACUUAGGGCUGCGGACUGCAAUAUAAAUGACAGUUCUCUACUUUUUUUUUUUAAACUCGAUCCUACCGAGCAAGUGAUACGAAUAGUUAUUGUAUACGUUAUAAAUACUGUAUGUAUAUUUAUUUACUAUUAAGAUGGUGUGUUGUGGCAAUUUUGAGAUGACGUACAACUUUAGGAGUUUGACGGCAGGCGGGUCUGCUUAUACGUAGCCUGAGCACUCAUUCAACCUAUAGUUAGCUGCCACCCAAUACAGCUUGAUCUAGCUUUACCAUUCAUGCACAACAUGCAACAUAAUCAGUCAUCCACAUUUAUGCAUGCAGCUCCAUUGAACCUAUGAUGGUUGCAUGCCAAUUAUGGAAUGAAUAUUUUAUUGCUAUUUCAUUUCUUUGAUUUAGGUGGGUUCAAAGACUGAAGAUGAAUUAACAUUAACGGAAACCACAAGCACCUUGAAAAAUUUACAAAGUUUCAGUAAGUAAACUAAUUGCUCCUUAUUUGCCAAUUAGUAUAAUUUAUUUGCCAGUUAGUAUAAAUGAACUCUCUUAAGUAUGGAAACUCCUGAUUGUCUUUUAGGAUAAAGAUAGCGAAAAAUUUCUAGCGGCCCCUGUUUUUUGUGCCUGGACCAAGCCAAUAAAAAAAAAAAGUAGCAGUGAGCAAAGAGUCUACCUACCUUACCUAGAUGCCUGAUGUGUAAAAGAAAAAGAAGAUACAAUUCAUUACUUCUUUGCUAAACGCAAACACAUUUCGACUUCCAAGUUAAUUAAAUCUUAAAAAAUAUUCAAUUUUAUCCAAAAAAAAUCUCGCUGUUAAGUCAUUGCAUUGGGAUGAUCUUUCCAGGAGAGUACAGUUUCCGUGUUGUGGCGCUUAAUGAAAAUGGACCAGGUACAAGUACACCCGAGGUCCUGGCCAGGACGUACUCUGACAUACCGUCGGACGUGCCUCAAAACUUUACAGUGGAAGUUUCCAGUUCAACGGUCAGUGGCUGUUUGUUAACAUGUUUGCAUUGGUUGCUUGACCCGUACAUAAUAAUUUUAAUAAGAAAGUCACGCUGGCCAAAGAGGGUUUAUAGCUACAAAAUUAUUUAAACUCUUUCUUUUGUUAGACAGUACUCUGAUCAAUAAAUUAUUACUCUGAUCAGUAAAUUUUUACUCUGAUCAAUAAAUUAUUACUCUGAUCAAUAAAUUAUUACUCUGAUCAAUAAAUUAUUAUUCUGAUCAAUAAAUUAUUACUCUGAUCUGAUCAAUAAAUUAUCACUCUGAUCAAUAAAUUAUUACUCUGAUCAAUAAAUUAUUACUCUGAUCAAUAAAUUAUUAUUCUGAUCAAUAAAUUAUUACUCUGAUCUGAUCAAUAAAUUAUCACUCUGAUCAAUAAAUUAUUACUCUGAUCAAUAAAUUAUUACUCUGAUCAAUAAAUUUUUACUCUGAUCAAUAAAUUAUUACUCUGAUCAAUAAAUUAUUACUCUGAUCAAUAAAUUAUCACUCUGAUCAAUAAAUUAUUACUAUCAUCAAUAAAUUAUUACUCUACUCUGAUCAAUAAAUUAUUUUUUUCAGCUGCAUUUACAAACAAAAAUAAUUUGAAGUGAUAAGCUGAAAAAUAUAAUCUAACAAAUAAAACACAAUCUAACUAAUAAAUGUUCACUCAUGGUUAAAAAAAAAACAACAUUGCUACUUCAUAAACUUCAUAAACCCACCCUGUUCUCCUACCACCUAUUCCAUCAAAAAUUGGGGCUUUAGGGAGUGUAUAGCCCCCAGAAACACGAGAACUAAAGCUUUGAUUCAAAGUAAAGUAAAACUGGGACUUGACAGGUAGAUAAGGAGAUACUAAAUAUCGGAGUUAGAGACACAUUGCAAGAGGCCGGAAGUCAAUGAGUUUACUGGGAGUUUACAAAGGAAAGAAGAAGAAAGACAAAAAGUUGGACUUGUGUUUUACACGUUUUUUACUAUUUGUUGUUUGCAAUGUCCAGAGUUUGAUUGUGAGGUGGCAGCCUCCACCUGAGAAUGCACAGAACGGAAUCAUCACCGGGUACAAGAUCAGGGCCAGGCGAAAAGGAGCUGAGAGCAAAUAUGCCGAGACUUUAAUCACAGACGGUCACAGAAAUACGUACGCCAUAUUAGGUUAGUUACCCCCCCAUGUAUGUGGGACACUGAAAAGAUUAGACUUUUGGACCUCUAUGUUAUUUGCCAACUUCUUGGUGUGUACCAUGUGUGACACUGACAAAAAUGAGACCUUUGGCCUUCAAUUUUAUUUGCUAACCUUCUUGCUGUAUACAAUGUGGUCACAUUCAGCAAUGAUUUUUAUGACAUAGUUGUCUAUUUCAUGCUAUUUUGACCCUAAACAUAUCUAUCUCCAGGUCUAAGGGAGGGAACUGAGUACCAAGUCAGGAUAUCGGCAAUGACUAUAAAUGGCUCUGGUCCAGCAACUCCGUGGGAGGUGGCAACAACUUACAAGGAGGACCUUCAAGGCAAGUUAUUCAUGUGAACCCUAAUUUAAGUUUCAUUUCUCAUUUUUACCACUGCACUCAACAGUGAAAAUGCCACAGAAUAUUUUUACCACUGCACUCCACAGUGAAAAUGCCACAGAAUAUUUUUACCACUGCACUCCACAGUGAAAAUGCCACAGAAUAUUUUUACCACUGCACUCCACAGUGAAAAUGCCACAGAAUAUUUUUACCACUGCAUUCCACAGUGAAAAUGCCACAGAAUAUUUUUACCACUGCAUUCCACAGUGAAAAUGCCACAGAAUAUUUUUACCACUGCAUUCCACAGUGAAAAUGCCACAGAAUAUUUUACCACUGCAUUCCACAGUGAAAAUGCCACAGAAUAUUUUUACCACUGCAUUCCACAGUGAAAAUGCCACAGAAUAUUUUUACCACUGCACUCCACAGUGAAAAUGCCACAGAAUAUUUUUACCACUGCACUCCACAGUGAAAAUGCCACAGAAUAUUUUUACCACUGCAUUCCACAGUGAAAAUGCCACAGAAUAUUUUUACCACUGCAUUACACAGUGAAAAUGCCACAGAAUAUUUUUACCACUGCAUUCCACAGUGAAAAUGCCACAGAACAUUUUUACCACUGCACUCCACAGUGAAAAUGCCACAGAAUAUUUUUACCACUGCAUUCCACAGUGAAAAUGCCACAGAAUAUUUUUACCACUGCAUUCCACAGUGAAAAUGCCACAGAAUAUUUUUACCACUGGACUCCACAGUGAAAAUGCCACAGAAUAUUUUUACCACUGCACUCCACAGUGAAAAUUCCACAGAAUAUUUUUACCACUGCAUUCCACAGUGAAAAUGCCACAGAAUAUUUUUACCACUGCACUCCACAGUGAAAAUGCCACAGAAUAUUUUUACCACUGCAUUCCACAGUGAUAAUGCCACAGAAUAUUUUUACCACUGCAUUCCACAGUGAAAAUGCCACAGAAUAUUUUUACCACUGCAUUCCACAGUGAAAAUGCCACAGAAUAUUUUUACCACUGCAUUCCACAGUGAAAAUGCCACAGAAUAUUUUUACCACUGCAUUCCACAGUGAAAAUGCUACAAAACAUAUGCUAAAAGUGAUUUUUUUAAAAAUUAGUUUGUUUGUUGAAAUAAUUUUUUUUGCCUUGUCCUUAAUUACAAUACGAAGUAAUUUUAAAAACAACUUAGUUACUUGAUGUUUUCUUUAUAAAACCUAUUGAGCAAUCCAUCCACAAGUACAAACAAUGAACAUUUAUUGGGAAUCAUUUUAUGCUGUGUCUGUACAAAUUAUUAGACCCUUCUGAUUUGCUGUUUUGAUUUUGUUUACACCAAUCUUUGUCCUGGCAGAGUCUGAAGUCCCAGGUCAACCUGCCCACCUUUACGCCCAGCCAAAAGCCAACUCUAUCAUUGUCUCCUGGGCCCCACCUUCACCCCACAGCAAGAUUUUGGUCCGAGGCUAUGUGCUUGGCUAUGGGAAAGGCAUUGAUGAUGUAUUCAAACAUUCAUUGGAUUCCAAUACGCAUGACUAUCACAUAAAAAAUUUGCGUGAGUCUUAACCCAUAGUUAUCAAAGUUUUUUCUUUUUAAUUAUAAUUAUUCUUUUUCCUGAUUCUCGGCAACCAUUUGAAUGUUGAUAAAGGAUUUAUUCAAAAACUGUUUAAAUUGUGGGAGGUUGAAAAAAAUUCACUUCAAAAUAAUACAAUUCAUUUAAUAUAAUUAAGGCACUAUCAAAAUCAAAAACCAAUCAUCAUUUUUAAUACCAAUAAUUGUAAAUCUCAGUUGGGCAGUAAGUUGUUUUUUUUUUUUAUGUUGUCAAUAAGGCUUAAUCCAGACCUGUUUACCCUCAAAUUCUUAAAAUCGUACAAUAUCAUCACAAAAUCGUUUAAUACAUUAUCUUAAUAGGAAAAAAAUAAACAUACAGUAUAGAUAAUGUGUACACCUCAAAAUCGUAAAUUGUACGCCAAUCCAAAAUCGUAAGAGUAAACAGGUCUGUUAAUCAUACAGUCAAACCUCUAUGAGGCUGUCUUAAACCUCAUUUUUUUUACUAUAUUUACCUCUUAACAAUAGUGCUAACAUUUAUUAAAUAAUUCUGUGAAAUCUUGUUAUAGGUCAAAUAUUCAAGAAACCUUUUAAAGCUUAUAUGCAACACUAGGGUCAAACUUUUGUAGCAAAUCUUAAUGUUGAACUAAAAUUAUUGGUCAUUACACACAUAAACUGAUGAAAUUAGUUUUUUAACUUGAUAUUUAUAUGAGUUUGUUAUGUUGCCCUUUCAGAGCCUAAUUCACAGUAUGUGAUCACAAUUCGAGCAUUUAACAACAAAGGUCAAGGUCCCAGCAGAUAUGAGACAGUCAAUACACCAGAAGAUAUGGGUAAUUUUUUCGUCCUCCUAUUUUUACUACCUUAAUUUUUCUCCAUUAUUUCUCCAUUAUAAAAUGUUUGUGAAGAUUUUAUUAUUAACAUUAAUGCAAAAUGUGACCUAGUCUUUUUUUUAACCCUGGAGGUCUGUUCAUUAGCCUAUGAAGUCUGUGUAUAUUUCUUCUUCCAGAGAUGGAGCCUGCCACGCCCAUGCUGCCUCCAGUGGGGCUCAACGCGCACGUGUUGUCCGCUUUCACAAUCAUACUGACGUGGGCAGACAAUUCACUCAGCAAGAAUCAGAAGAUCACAGACAACCGUUACUACACCAUCAAGUACAGGCAGGUCAAUGUCAGGGGAAGUAAAUUCAGGUAAAAACACUCAUUUGGUUGUCUUCUCAUGUCUGGCCAGUUUCUCCCCUAGUAACCCCUUCCUAUGUAAUAAAACCAGGGACAAAUUUGACAUGUAGUAGUACCCGUACUUUUAGACAGCAUCAGAGCUCAGGAGGAUAGCGACAACAACAUGUGGAAAUAAUCAUCUUAAGUGAACGAUUAUGGUGAAGUAUACAUUAUAUAAUCUGUUUGUACACAGAGUGUGGUAUUGUGUCGAGCAGUAUGAGGGCAAGUCUCCAAUGUGAUAGUUUUAGUGACAUAUCUUGUAUAUUAAAGCUGCCUGGCAGCCACUCGGCCAGAUGAGGCAUUAAGAUCAACCUGUUCCCAGCCUGUUCACAACCUGUUCACAGCCUGUUCACAACCUGUUCACAACCUGUUCCCAACCUGUUCCCAGCCUGUUCACAACCUGUUCACAACCUGUUCACAACCUGUUCCCAGCCUGUUCCCAGCCUGUUCACAGCCUGUUCACAACCUGUUCACAACCUGUUCACAACCUAUUCUUAACUUACAGCAAACAAUGUAGCCUCACUUAACUUGAUCUAAUAAUAUAUUAGUCAUAAAAUAUUUAUUAAAAGAAAACAUUUUUGUUAAAUUUUAAGUUUCCAUUUGUUACUGUUUAUUGUACAUUAUUAUUAUUAUUAUAAUUAUUAUUAUGAUUUCUGCAGUCUCAGCACUUACCACUCACUGCUCAUUCUCUGUCAUGUGAAUGUGCCCUAAGUUAUAAAGAAAUUUGACAUCGCUGCUCUAGAGAUAAAACGAAGUGUACUUAAUAGUGUAUCAGAUGUUAUUAGGUUAAACACAUCUUGAAUGAAUUGAAGCUGACGCUACUGACCUUGACUAUGCUUGGCACUCUACUAAUCAACUCCAUAACUUAAUUUAACAACUCUACCAGACAACUCAAUAACUUAAUUCAACAACUCUACCAGACUAACCACUCUACCAAACUACUCCAUGACUUAAAUUAACAACUCUACAAGACUAAGCACUCUACAACUCUAACAACCCUAUCAGGCUAACAUCUCUACCAGACAAUACCAUAACUUAAUUCAACAACUCUACCAGACUAACAACUCUGUCUUCAGUAAAUUAAUUGAACAAAAGCGUUUUCAGAUUUCCAGCAUUAGUGUGUGUCUUUUUUUUUUUUGGCAGGUUCAUCAACUCAACAGAUCUAAAUUACCACAUCGAAGGCUUACGUCCCUACACAGAAUAUGAAUUCAUGGUCAAGGUCAUCAAAGGUCGCCGUGAGUCAGACUACAGCAUGACCGUCACCAACAAGACGGAGGAGUUUAGUGAGUGGUCAAUUUUUUUAACUCCUGAACAUGUGGAUUUUUGACAUAGCAGUGAUAUCCGUGGAUUUUUGACGUAGCAGUGAUAUCCGUGGAUUUUUGACAUAGCAGUGAUAUCCGUGGAUUUUGACAUGGCAGUGAUAUCUGUGGAUUUUUUACAUAUCAGUGAUAUCUGUGGAUUUUUGACAUAUCAGUGAUAUCCAUGGAUUUUUACAUAGUGAUAUCCGUGGAUUGUUUACAUAUCAGUGAUAUCCGUGGAUUUUUGACAUAGCAGUGAUAUCUGUGGAUUUUUGACAUAUCAGUGAUAUCCAUGGAUUUUUUUACAUAUCAGUGAUAUCCCUGGAUUUUUGACAUAGCUGUGAUAUUCACUAGUUGUAUUUAAGUUAAGCCACUGAACACACAUUGCUUGUUUUUUUCACCUGUUGCAGUUAUAUAUUCAGAUGUGAGGUGGACGAAUUCUGCAACAUUUCAAAUUAAUGAAAUUGAAUGUGUUCAGUUUAAUUGGGAGUUAGUUUUUUUUAGAGACGUGUAACUUGUCGGGGCAAUGGAAAUAUUUAAAAAUAAAAUCUUGGGUCCACAAAAAGUGUGUUAUUUCUAGUCCUGGAAUACACCUAUGAAAACAGAACGUUUGUGUCUAAUUUCAAUGAAUAUAAAUUUAGUUACUUGCAUUUAAAAAAAAAAUAACAUUAGUUUGAUGGCUGAAUGAAAUUUUGCUGUUUGGUUUUUACCUAGUACCUGGCUCAGAACCACGUGACGUCACCCCCGUGCCGCUCGAAAACAACCCGCUGGCAGUGAGUCUUAACUGGCAGCCCCCGGCCAAGCCCAAUGGCCUGAUUACAGGUUAUCUGAUCUACUACACCAACGACCUGCACACUGAUGACAUGAUGUGGCCCGUGGAAGGUGUGGUUGGGGACAGGUGAGAGAAAUAGUCACUAGAGGUAGCAAGGGAAAGGUGAUGGGAUUAGCUUUUAACUUCACAGGCAAUGGAGAAGAUAGGGGACGGUGAGAGUGAUUGGUGGUUGAGGAUAAUUAGAGGGGAUAGUGGCAUGUUUCGUUAGAAUUGGGUGAAAGAAGUUGAAUUGAUGAUAUUGAAAUUGGAAACAGUUAUGUAUCUUAUAAUGUUCAUUAUUAUGCCAAGGAAGGAAAAAGUAGGCUAUAUCCAUAUAUUAUCCACAGGGAUAGAUAAGAUUAAUUUAUCCUGUAUAUCCAUGGAUUAUCAAAAGUGGUGAAUAAGAUUAAUGAAUUAUAUCCAUAGAUUAUCAACAGUGAUAGAUAAGAUUAAUUUAUCCUAUAAAUCCACAGAUUAUCCACAGUUGUGGAUAAGUUUAAUGCUUCAUGUCCAUAAAUAGUCAACAGUGAUAUAUAAUAUUAAUUUAUCCUCUUAUAUCCAUAGAUUAUCCACAGUUUUGUCUAAGAUUAACAAUUUAUAUCCAUAGAUUAUCGACAGUGAUAGAUAAGCUCACACCAGACACAAGAUACCAUUUCAAGGUUCAGGCUCGGAACUCUAAAGGCUACAGUCCCAAGAGUGUCCCAGUUACUUAUAUGACUCGUCCAGGUGAGUUAUUGUUACAUACAUGACCCAUCUGGUCAAUGCAUUGUAACCAAGUCUUAGUGCCUCCCCUUUGUCUAUAGGACUGAUGCAUAUGAGCUAGCAACAAUUUGUUCUUUAUGUAUUUUGUGUAACAAACUAAAUCUUAAUGUUACAAAUACAUGUCAAAAAGAUAUUAUUUUGUUCAUUAUCAAUAACCAUAAUGCUAAGUCAAACAGUGGGAUUAAUUUAACUAAAAACCACUUCUGUAAAGGCUAAGUCAAACAGUGGGAUUAAUUUAACUAAAAACCACUUCUGUAAAGGCUAAGUCAAACAGUGGGAUUAAUUUAACUAAAAACCACUUCUGUAAAGGCUAAGUCAAACAGUGGGAUUAAUUAAACUAACAACCACUUCUGUAAAGGCUAAGUCAAAUAGUGGGAUUAAUUGAGCUAAAAACCACUUCUGUAAAGGCUAAGUCAAACAGUGGGACUAAUUGAACUAACAACCACUUCUGUAAAGGCUAAGUCAAACAGUGGGAUUAAUUGAACUAAGAACCACUUCUGUAAAGGCUAAGUCAAAUAGUGGGAUUAAUUGAACUAAAAACCACUUCUGUAAAGGCUAAGUCAAACAGUGGGAUUAAUUGAACUAAAAACCAGUUCUGUAAAGGCUAAGUCAAACAGUGGGAUUAAUUUAACUAACAACCACUUCUGUAAAGGCUAAGUCAAACAGUGGGAUUAAUUGAACUAAAAACCACUUCUGUAAAGGCUAAGUCAAACAGUGGGAUUAAUUGAACUAACAACCACUUCUGUAAAGGCUAAGUCAAACAGUGGGAUUAAUUGAACUAAAAACCACUUCUGUAAAGGCUAAGUCAAACAGUGGGAUUAAUUGAACUAAAAACCACUUCUGUAAAGGCUAAGUCAAACAGUGGGAUUAAUUUAACUAAAAACCACUUCUGUAAAGGCUAAGUCAAACAGUGGGAUUAAUUUAACUAAAAACCACUUCUGUAAAGGCUAAGUCAAACAGUGGGAUUAAUUAAACUAACAACCACUUCUGUAAAGGCUAAGUCAAAUAGUGGGAUUAAUUGAGCUAAAAACCACUUCUGUAAAGGCUAAGUCAAACAGUGGGACUAAUUGAACUAACAACCACUUCUGUAAAGGCUAAGUCAAACAGUGGGAUUAAUUGAACUAAAAGUCAAAUAGUGGGAUUAAUUGAGCUAAAAACCACUUCUGUAAAGGCUAAGUCAAACAGUGGGACUAAUUGAACUAACAACCACUUCUGUAAAGGCUAAGUCAAACAGUGGGAUUAAUUGAACUAAAAACCACUUCUGUAAAGGCUAAGUCAAAUAGUGGGAUUAAUUGAACUAAAAACCAGUUCUGUAAAGGCUAAGUCAAACAGUGGGAUUAAUUGAACUAAAAACCACUUCUGUAAAGGCUAAGUCAAACAGUGGGAUUAAUUGAACUAAAAACCACUUCUGUAAAGGCUAAGUCAAAUAGUGGGAUUAAUUGAACUAAAAACCACUUCUGUAAAGGCUAAGUCAAAUAGUGGGAUUAAUUGAACUAAAAACCAGUUCUGUAAAGGCUAAGUCAAACAGUGGGAUUAAUUUAACUAACAACCACUUCUGUAAAGGCUAAGUCAAACAGUGGGAUUAAUUUAACUAAAAACCACUUCUGUAAAGGCUAAGUCAAACAGUGGGAUUAAUUUAACUAAAAACCACUUCUGUAAAGGCUAAGUCAAACAGUGGGAUUAAUUAAACUAACAACCACUUCUGUAAAGGCUAAGUCAAACAGUGGGAUUAAUUGAACUAAAAACCACUUCUGUAAAUACUAAGUCUAAGAGUGGGUUAUAUUAAAUUAAAAACCACUUCUGUUAAUUCCAAGAGUGGGGUGUAUUGACUAACGACCACUUCUGUAAAUGUUAAGUCAAAGGGUGGGGAAUAUAGUAGAGACCGACCGAAUUUCGGCUUUGGCUUCGAUUUCGGCACCGAAAAAGGCCAUUUUAUCACUUUCGGCCAAGUUUUGGUUUCGGCUGAAAUUGAAAGUUAAAUUUCGGCUUAAUUUCGGUUUCGGCCGAAAGAGAAAAGUUAACUUUCUUUUUUUUUCGGUUUUGGCCGAAAUUGACUUUGACUUUCGGCCAUCCCGACGAAAGUGACUGAGGUUUUCGGUCAUCUAAUACUCAGCGAAAGCGAUAUUUAACAACAAACUAAGCAACAUUUAAGAACAAACUAAACGAUUUUUAAGAACAAAUUAAGCGAUUGCUAAAAACAAAUAAAGUGAUCUUUAAAAUCAAAUAAAGCAAUCUUUAAGAACAAAUUAACCGAUCUUUGAGAACUAACUAAAUGAUCUUUAAAACAAACUAAGCGAUCUUUAAGAACAAUCUAAGCGAUCUUUAAUUAAAAAACUAAACAAUCUUAAAGAACAAACUAAGCAAUCUUUAAGAACAAAAAUGAUCUUUAAUAGUAAACUAAUUGAUUUAUAAGAAUAAACUAAGCGAUCUUUAACAGAAAACUAAAUGUUCUUUAGGAACAAAUUAAAUGAUCUUUAAGAACAAACUAAUCGAUCUUAAGGAACAAAAUCAAAGAUCUUUAAGAACAAACUAAGCGAUCUUUAUAAACAAACUAAACGUUCUUUUAAUAACACAAACUAAGCGAUCUUUAUAAACAAACUAAACGUUCUUUUAAUAACACAAACUAAGCGAUCUUUAUAAACAAACUAAACGUUCUUUUAAUUACACAAACUAAGUGAUCUUUAAUAACAAAUUAAAAGAUCUUUAAACAAAAACUAAGCGGUCUUUAAGAACAAACUAAGCGAUCUUAAAAAACAAAAUAAACAAUUUUUAACAACAAACUAAGUGAUCUUUAUGAACAAACUAACCCAUCUUUAAGAACAAACUAAACGAUCUUUAACAACAAGAUGUUAUAUUAGAUGUUUAUUUAUUAAUAUUCACUAUUAUCUCCUUUUUUUUAUAAAAAGAAUGUAAAUAUUUAUACUUUCCCCAAUCAUUUUCGAUGUAUGCAGAAUGUAUGCGGGAACGAAUUUAAAAUAUCUAAAUGUUUCGGCUUUUUUUCGGUUUCGCCCGAAAGUCAUUUUUAAACUUUUGGCCGAAAGUCAUUUUAAACUUUCGGCCUAUUUUCGGCUUCUGCCCAAAUCAGAAAAUCACUUUCGGUUGGUCUCUAGAAUAUUGUGAAAGGUUGACUCUUAAGGGCAUUCUGACCUUUGCUGUAAAAUAUCUGCUAUAUAACAUCUGCUCACUCUUGUUAUUUCUUCACCCCAGUCCCUCAGACAGACACCGCCAGUGCUGAGAAAGACAAAGGUCUGACUACCAAUGUUAUCAUCAUCAUCGGGGCUUGCGCUGCAGGAUUUGUGUUCUGCACAGUGGUCAUCAUCAUCAUCGUCUGUCUGUGCAAGUGUAGGGGGAACCGUUCAGCCAAGUAAGUCUGUUUACUCAAGACAACUCACUGACUCGAUUUGGUGACCUACGUCAGAGAUUCCUUGUACUAUCCAUUAUAUUGGUGCCUCCUUGAAAGUGACCAGAAAUUUCAUUUACUGUAAUUUGAUUUGUUAUUCUCUGAAAGUGACCAGAAAUUUUGUGUCGGAUAAUUUAAAAAUGUCACUCUCAGAAAUUGGUGUCAAUCUCCUCAAGACCUAUCAUUUCUUCAUUAUUUUAUGUAGCGUCCCAUAAAUUCUUCCAUUUCCAGCCAAAACAAAAAUCAAACCAAGCUCACAAAGGUUCCACCAUCAAACGUCAAACCGCCUGACCUUUGGAUACACCAGCCCAGUCACUUGGAACUCCAAAAGAUGGAGAGGUCUAAUCGCAGUGAGAGCUCAGCAUCUGUUGCCACUAGCACCUUGAGACGUGGCUCCCGGGGGUCAGCUGACCAGACAGAUGACCAGGCCUCAACGCUGGACAGAAGACGGAAUUCGUUUGUUGGUAAGAAGAAACUUUUUUUUAACAUCUGGGGGGAAAUAAAUUAUUGUAACAUCUAGAACUAAAAAAUAAUGUAACAUCUGGAACAAAAAAAAUAGUGGAACUAAGAAAUAGUGUAACGUCCGGAACAAAACAUUGGUGGAACUUAAAAAAACAGUAUAACAUCUGGAACAUAACAAUAGUGGAACUAAAAAAACAGUGUAACAUCUGGAACAAAACAAUAGUAUAACAUCUGAAACAAUUUAACUUUUGUAUAAUCUUAUUCCCCUUGUUCUUCCUUCUAUCAGAUGACCGGGGCUACCCCUCCAGUGGUGAGGAGAGAUACCAGCCCAUACAGCCACGUAAUCUCAUACGUCCCAAGCCUGUCACACUGCCACCAGAUGCACAAAUAUCUUUUAGAGAACGUAAGUUUUUAGCACAUAUAUAUGUGUAUCUAUUAUCUUACUCCAUUGACGAAAAUUCAAUAUGAGUUUGUAUUCAUUUGUGUUGAUGAUAAGGAGGCUGUAUGAAUUUGUUUGAUUUCAAUUGUUGGAUGAAAUGUCUAUGCAUUAUGUAAUGCUUUCGGUUCUGUUAAUUAAAAAAUGCAAAUUUUCAUUUCUAGCAUUGUCUAGGAUUUUUAAAAAAAUAAAAAAAUGUUUAUGUAGACCAUCUUUAUCAUCGUAUAUGCAAUGGAUGAUGAAACAAUAAGAUCUCGUGAAAUGAAAUUACUUAAUUAACAAUUUUUACCUUGAGAACAGGACAGUAGAAUUGUGUUCUUAAAUUUACCUGAAUGCCCCUUAGCUUUUUCAUAAACAAAAGAUCAUGGAAAGAGGAAAUAGUUACCUCUUUAUGAAUCAGCUAUUUCAUAAACAUAAGGUCAUCGAAAGAAGGAAAUAAUUACCUCUUUAUGAAUCAGCUAUUUCAUAAACAUAAGGCCAUCGAAAGAAGGAAAUAGUUACCUCUUUAUGAAUCAGCUAUUUCAUAAACAUAAGGCCAUCGAAAGAAGGAAAUAAUUAUCUCUUUAUCAGUCAGACUGCCCAUCAUAUUUUUUUGUAAUAUUGACAGCUCUGUAAACAUUUUUAUUUCAAAAUAAAAUGAACAAACCAAAAUGUGUGACUUAUUCCCUUGACCUCCACAGCAAUAGCCACAGUGACAGCAGCCCCUAACGGCCACAUACUGCAGUAUGGGGACAAUCCAGGUGGCCAGUUGCCCAUGCGUCCCAUCUACCCGCGGACGCAGUACAACACACAGUACACCAGCGCGGCAAGGGUGAACGCCGGAGACUUGCCACACACUUGCCCACCAACCAGUAAGGGUGUGUUACAUUGCGUGGCAAAAAAAUAUUACACAGAGAGUGCAAUGGAAGCAAACAAAAAAUUUUAAUAUUUUUUUUAUUGAUACAAGGCAUCAGGUUUUAUUUUUAUUUUAAUAAACAAAAUUAUUACACUUUAGGUCUAGUGCUAGUGCUACAGGCAGUGCUAGUGCUACAGCCAGAGUGCCCAAUAAUUUAUUGCAAUAAACAAAAUUAUUACACUUUAGAUCAAGUUCUGGUGCUACAGCCAGAGUGCCGAAUAAUUUAUUUAAAUAAACAAAAUUAUUACACUUUGUCUUUAGAUCGAGUGCUAGUGCUACAGCCAGAGUGCCCAAUAAUUUUUCUAAAUCUUUUUGGGGGGAAAAUUUAGUUAACAUUGCAGGAAGUUUUGGAUUAUCAGAGUAUUUUACUAUUACAAAGGUCAAUUUAGAAAUUAAUUGCAUACAUAAUGGAUGUAAUAUUCAAUACUGUUCAAAACUGUUUUUUGUUUUGUACAUUUAUAUUAAUAAACAUUGUAAUAAAUAUUUUAAAAAGUUUUAACCUUCCAAAGAAUAAAUUUAUUUUAGCUAUAAAUUAUAAAUUUGGUUUUAAAAAAAAUUAUUAUAAUAACUUUUACGAAGGUAAAUGUUUAAAACUUGUGCAUAGGACAAAAAAAAAUGUUGAAGCUUGUACAUAGAAAUUAAUUAUUUUACUAUUGUGGGAAACAUUUAAUUUUUACACUGAAACCAACUUUUAUUUUGUUUUUCUGCAUCUUGACAUUACUUGACUGUUUUAAUGAAUCAUAAUUUUCUUUGCUUAUAUACACACAUACUCCUGCUCCAAAGUUAUGUGUAGCCAACAUUUAUUUUAUUUGUGUUAAGUAACAAAAUAACAGCAUUGCAUGUUAUCUCAUAUAUUCCACCAACUACCACAAUUUGUUUUAGCCAGAGGUUAUUUAUUUGUGUUCCUUUCUUCCUUCUCACAGUCCACUUUAGUGCAACACUGCCUAGUUGUAGUGGGUAUUCCCGUUUAUCAGCUGUUUUGUAUAAUAGUUGUGUGGUAAUUGUUUUAGGGAAAUUCCUAUUUCUGUAGAAUUUCUUAGAAUUUGGGGACCUUAGAUACAUUUUGAUCUCUUGACUUUGAAGUAUCUUAGCGAUGAAGUGACCCAUUAAAUUCCAAAUUUUAUGUGUCUUAACCAGGGGCAUAAAAAUAUAUCGAAAACCACACAAUGACAAGCUUUUCAACAUCAAUGUUUAUUCAAAAGUUAUAAUUGGAGAAUCAAACAUUGAAAUAUUUUUUUAAAUAAACGUUCCAUCAACUCAUUAUUUUUGUGACAGACUUUUCCCUUGUCUUGUUUCUCGUAACCCCACCCUCUCCCACUUAAAAAGUCAUCCAUAUUUGUUUAGUAAGGAAGAAUUUACUUUAAAAUUCUAACAGCAUGUUUGUGCAUUUUUGUGUUUGCUUGUGUGCUUCCAGGCAAAAUUCUGUCCGCUGUGGAUGAAGAUGACCGUGACGGUAGCAUUGAAAUGACCGGUGGCAUGGAUGAGUCGUACAACUCAAGAAUCGGAUAUGGUUUGUCUACCCCUUAGCUUUUUAAUCCUAUCUUGUACUUGCAUGGCCGUCUGCUGUCUUUAUUUUAUUGGAAACACCUUGAUCCCAUGUUGGGGUGAGGGGAACAGAAGUAGCCCCCGCCCCCCAACAAGACUGUUUUAGCAGGGAGGGGAACAGAAAUAACCCCACUACAAGACUUUAUUUAAGAUGAGGGGAACAAAAGUAACUUCCCUUCACCUUACCCCCUCCCUCCAACCAAAAAAAAAUGAGACUAUUUUUAGGGUGGGGGGCAGAGGUAAACACACCCCCCCUCCCCAACAAGACUAUUUUUUGCUUGUACAAAUAUUUAUUGAGGUCAUUCAGCUUGCAAAGUGAUUUUUGGUAUAUAGGGUUAUAAAAUAUGAAUUAUCGGUUAUAAAAUAUGAAUUUGAACUUAUAAUAAUCUACAAAAACUUAUGCUUAAUUUUUAGUGAAAUUAAUACUUCAGUUAUAGAGACGAUGCAAUGAUUAAAAGUCUAAUUUAUUAAAAUGUAAAGAAGAUGAUCUGAUGUUAACAUUUUAAGAUGAAUUAUAUUUUCGGAAACUCAGAAAGUCGUGCUGAUUUUUUUUAGUUAGUUUUUUUCUAAAUACAAAUCCUACUGAUUUUGCUCAAAAAUUUUUUUAUCAGUACUAUGAAAACUCCUUUGAAAAAUUAGGGUCACAUUAGAAACAAAGAGGGAUGAAACAAAUAUGCAUGCUCAUUUAUUAUUCUUAGAUUUGAUUCAGUCAGUUGAUAUUCCAAACAUGCAAAUACCAGUCUUAUAUUUUUAUUAUAUGUUGCCACAUAACUUGCAUGACGAAUGAGACAGAAGCACACCCUUGCUGCAUGAUAAUCAGUAACAUCAUUAUUGCAGUGCAUCCUUACAUAGCACACUUAAUCAGCUUGAGCUUUAGUUAACAUGUGAUGAAAUCUUUGUUCCAGUGAAACCACAGCAAAGUAUAAGCCCCUACAAGAAGCCCACGGCCCCCGUCAUGUCGACACCCAGCAAAGGGCAGAGAACUCCCAUCUUCCACUCUAAAUCUCCA